AUGAGUGCACCUGUUUUCAAUGAGUCAAUACCCAGUGGAGGCAAUCCUCUGGAGAUUGACGUAAACGCGCCUUAUGUUGGACUCGAAUACCAUUACACUUACCUCGUCUUCUGUGGCUUCAUAGUCUGGCUAAUCAUCCCUGGAAUUGGUCUUCUUUAUGGAGGUCUUGCUCGUCGCAAGUCCGCACUUACCUUGCUCUUCCAAAGCUUGAUGGUGGCGGCGGUCACGACUUUUCAAUGGAUGUUCUGGGGCUAUACACUUGCAUAUUCUAGAACUGCCGGACCGUUCAUCGGCGACAUGGCAAAUUUCGGGUUGAAGAAUGUUAUGGCCGCGCCAAGUCCAGGGAGUGCUGUUAUUCCUGAAAUUGUUUUCUGUCUUUAUCAGCUACUCUUCUGUGCUUGUACUGUUCAGAUAGUCGUUGGUGGGGCUUUCGAGAGAGGCAGGAUUGUUCCUAGUUUGGUUUUUGGGUUUUUCUGGGCAACCAUCGUCUAUUGUCCUAUCGCAUGUUGGACUUGGAACCCGAAUGGCUGGCUCUUCAAAUUGCCGUCCCUUGACUUCGCUGGGGGUGGCCCUGCAUUCGUCCUUGGAAAACGUAAGCACGUAGGCGAUCCAAGCCACGGACGUCCUCACAAUACUACACUUGUAUUUCUUGGGACUGUCUUGAUAUGGUUUGGGUGGUUCGGGUUUAAUGGAGGAAGUGCUUUGAAUGCAUCUGUGAGAGCGAUGGUCGCCGCCUUCAAUACCAACACAGCAGCUUCAACGGGCGUCCUGGGAUGGGUGAUGGUCGAUUACAUCAAGCAUGGUCGCAAAUUCAGCGUCGUAGGAGCAUGUGAAGGCGCUAUUGCAGGCCUAGUGGGUAUCACGCCAGCAGCAGGUUACGUCGAACCAUGGCUUGCGGCAGUCAUUGGUUUCAUCACGGCUGUGGUUUGCGCUUUACUUCAAAAUCUUAACGAUUGGAUGCAUAUUGACAAGGGAAUGGACGUCUUCAAACUUCAUGGAAUUGGCGGAAUGGUGGGAAGUUUCUUAACCGGUCUUUUUGCUACAUCGAAAAUUUCUGCUUUAGAUGGAGUAACAAUUGCUUCAGGAGCCAUCGAUGGCGUUGGCAUUCAAGUUGGACGGCAGUUCGCUGAGAUCACAGCUAUUUCGGCUUAUUCUUUUCUUGUCUCGUGCGCCCUUUUCUAUAUUUUGAAAUUCAUUCCUGGAAUGCACCUGAGAAUCGCCGAAGAAGCAGAGCGAGAUGGUAUCGAUAUGGAUCAGUUCUUCGAGGAGCAGAUUGGAGACUGGGGGGUGUUCGAUGAGUUCAACAAGAGAAGUAGGGUUUUAGCAAUAUCUGCCCCCGGGACACCUCCAGUUGAAGAUGUCGUGGUCCCUAUGGACGGUGCUGGGAAAAAAGAUUAA
This is a messenger RNA of Glarea lozoyensis ATCC 20868, 1398 nucleotides long. RefSeq names its product Ammonium transporter. The record is from RefSeq and is a predicted model, not a curated record. Gene Ontology annotation, cellular component: plasma membrane. NCBI's taxonomy places the organism in Eukaryota, Fungi, Ascomycota, Leotiomycetes, Helotiales, Helotiaceae. Gene Ontology annotation, biological process: ammonium transmembrane transport. The coding region runs from base 1 to 1398 and encodes 465 amino acids. The transcript has 6 exons. Gene Ontology annotation, molecular function: ammonium channel activity.